This is a messenger RNA of Zea mays, 970 nucleotides long. RefSeq lists its product as uncharacterized. Gene Ontology annotation, cellular component: chloroplast envelope. The record is from RefSeq and is marked predicted. NCBI's taxonomy places the organism in Eukaryota, Viridiplantae, Streptophyta, Magnoliopsida, Poales, Poaceae. Bases 61 to 813 code for a protein of 250 amino acids. The transcript has 4 exons.
CGCGCACAGGGGACACUCGCGCACACUGCAGUCUGCAGCUAGCCCGUAUCGCCAAUCGCCAUGCUCGCCUACCUCCUCCACGCCCCAGCCACCGCCGUCGCCGUCGCCGCGGCGCCCUGUGCCUCCUAUCUCCGCUCACUCCCGCCGGCGAAGACCCCGUUCCUCCCCUCGCUCCCGCGCCCGGUCUCGCCGAGGCGCGCCGCCGCCGCUUUCGCCUUCUCCCCCGCCGCCGCGGCGGCCCCCAUCGCGGCGUCGCUGCUCCAGGGCCCCGUGCUGGUCUGGGCCGGCCGGCUCUGCAUCUACUACGCGCUCCUCCACGUCGGGCUUGCCGGCUCUCCGCGCAAUCCCUUCCUGUCCCACGAGAUCGGCGGCGAGGACGGCGCCGGGGACAGCGACCUAGGGUUCUCCAAAUGGGCCGAGAAGCUCCGUGGCGGCGCCUCAGGUGAAAAAGAUGCUCAGCAUAAGGGAAAGCUAACUAGCAAAUGGAAGCCGACCACCAAAGGCACACUGAAAAGAACUUACAGAGUACGAUCAACGGAUGAAGGAAGGCGGGUCCUCAAGGAGAUCGCUUCAGUUCUGUCCCAAGAUGACCAUUUUGUGGAUGCCUCGUCUCACAAGGGUUGCCAAGUUAGGAGGGAAAGUGCUCAUGGCGAAAGUGUUUGCUGCUACAACGUGAGAGCGUUGUUCGAUGAGCUUCCAACUCCUCACCUGCUUCUGGAGAUUACACCUUUCCCUGCUGGACAACUUACCGACAACGACUACCGAAAGGCGGAGAGGCUUGAGAUGGUGCUGAGGCUCAGCGCUUCUAUUUAAAAAACUGGGGACUGGUUUUUCAAUUUCCCCUAGUACUUUCUUUGCCCAAGUUGUAAAUUGUCUUCCUGUGGGCCUGUAAAUUGACGCAGUUGGCUAAGAACUACUUGCAAAACACAAGUUCUGGUUGAUUAAUUUGAGCUUAAGAACCUGAUAUGAU